Molecule: messenger RNA, 10248 nt
Organism: Bacillus rossius redtenbacheri
Lineage: Eukaryota; Metazoa; Arthropoda; Insecta; Phasmatodea; Bacillidae
Exons: 2
Coding region: 8484-9452 (322 amino acids)
Source: RefSeq, a predicted model, not a curated record
AAUCGGCACAUGGCUGUACACAUUGCGGCCUGUUAGGCUGGCCAAAAUGGCGCGCAUUUGUGUACUCUUGUUGAUUUUGGUUAUCGUUUUUGUUGAUGGAUAAGUGAAUUAUUAUAUCAUCAGCCAAACAAAGGUAAGAAACAAAAUGUAUGUAUACUCUACUAUAGUUGCUCUAUGGGCAAGUCGCAAACUGUUGCCUAAUUUGUUUCGUUCGCUCGGCAACGGUUCGUGAUGUUCUUGGUUUGUAAACUCCGCAAGCACGCAUGUCUGAGUAAAGCAAAAAGUAGAACACUCACCUUUUUUCACGUUCCGGUUUAUAAACUGUUUAUAAACCGGAACAUUAAGAAGGUGAGAGUUCAACUUUUUGAUUCGGACAUGAAUGCUUGCAGAGUUUAUAAAUCGGGUCAAACACAAGUCAUGUUGUAACGUACUAUAUUAUUUAUUUUUUGAAUUUUACGUUAGUUAGGCAUUUUUCUUGCUUCGAAGUAGGCCAUGCCAGACAAUGCAAAUUUUUCAAAAUACAUGAACACACAGCAAUUUUGUAGAUAAGAUGUGACUAUUUCCUGAAACAAGCUAUUGUUGCUGGAACAUAUCCUAUAUUUUUUCAGAUUUAUUUUCAGUUCAUAAGUUUACAUUAGGCCUAGGCCUAUCUUAUAAAAGAUGCUUGAAGUUGAAGCUGACGGUUACUUUGUAUAGAAAAUAUGUGCUGAUAGGCCUAUGUACUUGCAUUGAUUUUAUCUGUGUUUGUGGUGCCUGAAACGUUUAUUUGCUAAUUAAUGAAAAAUAGGUUAAUUUUCUCACAAGAAUAUUAUUUUAAAGAUUAGUGUGAUAAAGGUAAAAAAUUAUUUUAUUUUAACAGGUCACAACAUGGCUUCAAAACUCAGAAAAACUACAUUCAGGGAUGAAUGGAACCAGAACCCAUCCCUCUCAUGGGCUCAGGCUAUUGAUGGUGCAAACUUUGCAAUCACAGGAUUGAACUGAGUAAUAUGGGGAAGCAGGCUCUUACCAGUCAUGCAUCUGGAGUGAAACACAGCAGAAGAGCGCAAGGAUUUCACAUGAGUUCAUCCAUAGCAGUGUACUGUAAAACAACUAGGCCUACAUCAGCAGCGUCACAAAAUAAUUCUGCUUCAGAGUCUUCUUCACCUUUGUCUGAAACUUCAAAAUUGUUUAGUUCUGAUGUACCCAGCUCACCUCAAGUAUCUUCCCCUCCGUUGUUCCAAACAGAUCCAGUCAGCAGUUCUAAAUCUCUGCCUGAUACUUCCUCGAAUGCUGAUAAUUCUUAUCUAAACCCAUCCGCAACAUGUUCUUGCACGUGCACAUGUGGCAGUGCUAGAAAGGAAUCAAAAUCAUUGACAAAUUACUUAUUAAAUGAUUCUGUAACACGUGCCGAAAUACUUUGGUGUUUGUAUUGUGUUAUGGCUCAUAAUUCCUUAAGGAAUGCAGAAAAUAGUGUAGCAAUGCAUCGUAAGAUGUAUCACGACAGCAAAAUUGCAGCUAAAUUGCAGUUGGGAAAAUCGAAAGUAUCCUAUACAAUAGUUCACGGAUUGGCUCCAGAAUUUAAAAAGGAACUGCAUGCUGAUAUAUCAAAAUCUUCUCAUCUUGUAGUUGGCUUUGAUGAAAGUUUAAAUAAAAUUGCCCAGAAACAGCAAAUGGACAUUUCUGUCCGUUACUGGAAUGAAGAUGAUUCAAUUACUUGCACUCGAUAUCUUACAUCAGCAUUUCUCGGCCAUUCGACUGCAGCAGACCUGUUAAGUGCUUUUAAAAACUCUUUGCCUGUGAAUACAUUACACAAAAUUAUAUAGGUGUCGAUGGAUGGCCCCAAUGUAAAUUUGCGGUUUUUAAAAGACUUGAAGCAAGAUUUGAAGGAAGGUCGUACUGAUGAGGGGGUAAUAUUGGAUAUCGGCACUUGUGGCUUACAUUCAUUACACUGUGCCUUCAAAGGCGCAAUGAAGGAAACUGGUUGGGAAAUUGUUAAAUUCUUGCGUGCUAUUUACAACCUGUUUCAUAACAUCCUCACUCGUCGUGCAGACUACAUUAGAAUAACUGGUUCCAGCUUGUUUCCUCUAAAAUUUUGUCCAGUUCGUUGGUUAGACAACGUUCCUGUUGCAGACAGAGCAUUGAAAAUUUUACCAAAUCUUCGGAACUAUGUUGCUGGUCUAAAGUCAAAUACAGAACCUACGUGUGCUAGUUUUGUUAUAGUGAAAAGUGCUAUUAAAGAUGUGUUACUUGGACCUAAACUUGCUUUUUUUUCAUCUGUUGCUGCUGAAGUUGAACCACUUCUCAAAGAAUAUCAAACAAAUGACCCCAUGGCGCCGUACCUCUUUUCCGACUUUUCUUCAGUCAUCAAGAAUUUUAUGACUAGAUUUGUCAAAGCAGACGUAAUGGCAAAUACUACCCUGAGCAAAAUAGAUUUAUCUGCAAAAAUAGAUUUAUCUUUUGUCAAGUAAAAAAACUGACUUAGGUUUUGGGACACGAGCUGCAUUACGUUCAGAAAAUGCAAGUCAGAAGGAUAUGGAAUUAUUUAGAGCAGACUGUCUAAAAUGCCUGCAGGAAUGUGUGAAAAGGAUUUUAAAGCGCUCACCUCUUACAUUCAGCUUGACAAGAGGCAUUUCAUUUGCUGAUCCUUCUGUAGCCCUUAUUCCCGAUUUGGCGAUCAAGAGGCUGUCAUGUGCCUUAGAUAUAUUUGUUAGUCAUAAUUGGCUCUCUGGAAUUCAAGGUGACAAAAUAUCGAAGGAAUUCAAAAGAUUGUGUUCAUUGACUGCAGUGCAGGAACAUUUGAAACUCCAUGUCCGAUCCAAAGUACGCCUGGAUAAGUUUUGGUUUGACCUUUUAAAUGUUUACUGUAGUGAAAAUACAGGGCAUUUAGCAUCUUUUUUGAAAAUGAUAUUUAUUAUGUCUCAUGGCAACGCAGCAGUAGAAAGGGGAUUUUCAAUAAACAAACAGUGCUUGGUAGAAAAUCAGCUGGACAUUUCACUGAUUGCUCAGCGUACAAUUCAUGAUGGUAUUUUGUCAGCUGGAGGUCUGGAUAAUUUUGUCAUAUCUAAAAGAUUUAUUCAUGCUGCUCGUAAUGCAUAUUUAAAAUACAAGGAAUACACGGAACAACAGAAGAAGUUAUUACAGGAAAAGGAAGAACAGGACACAAGAAAAAGAAAAGCAGCUGCUGAACUCUCUGCUUUGGAAGCUAAGAAAAAGAAAAUCUUGGAAGAUGCUGAAAAAGAAGCUGCUGUAUUAAGCUUCCAGAUAGAAGCUUUAAAAAAGUAGUGCUGCUAAGAAAAACCUUUGUUAAAAUUUUAAUUUGUGAUUGGACUUAAAAGGUUUUUUUAAAGUUUUAAGUUUGGAACUAUUGCAUACUUAGCUAAUUUGAAUACUAUAUAUAUUAUUUUUAAAUAUGAAGUGGAACUGACUUAUGUUUUCAAAACUAUCUAGUGAGUAACUCUUGAAGAAAUUGAGGAACAUGGUGAUAUGACAUGAAGUGGCAUGUGGCAUACAUGUUGAACACAGCUGUUAUUACAGCGGUAAUCUGUCAAGUAAUUAGCAACUAUAUAUACACAUUUCAGGAACAAAUGAUAUUAAGAAAUUAUGUUCACGAAGUUCAAGGUGAAACCGUCAGGAUACCAAGAGGUAAAGUAACUUUAACAAAAUCUGCAGUGCCAACUAUUUUUCCAAACUUGCCUUCAUACUUGACACAGCGCAAGCCAUACAGAAGAAAAUUAUAGAUGAGUGUAAGUUCAUUUUUGAAUCAAACACAAUACUUGCUGCAGUUACGACCAUUUAAAUUUAAAAUUUCAAAGUAACCAAUAUCUCACUUAAAACCAUUUACAGUUGCUGAUGGCAUUUUUACUUUUAAUGAAAAAUUUUUACCACACAGUACUUAAGUGGUUUUUAAGAUAAUUACUUGAUUUUAUGCUACAGCAUAGCAUAGCUGUGAAUUUUGUGUGUACAUUAUGAUAGUUUUUUUGCAUUAAGUCCUACAAAAUAUUUUUUUUUCAUGGCAGGGGAAGUUAACUUGCCUUUUUUUUAUUUUUUCACAAUUUUUUGGCUCUUCAAGGACAUUGGAUCUGCUGUAAAACGAUUAUAGCAGCAAAGUGCUCUAUUUGCAGGGCAGGCAUCACAUGAUAUUUUAUUUUAUUUCAUAUCUUUUAAGUAAAACAUAAAAUUGAAAGAAAAACAUUUAAGCUUAAUUAUUAAAGGUAUAGAAUUGAGAAUCGUAACAUGAAAUUCAGUUAAUCUAUGUUCACUUAAAGACUUGACUAUAAUUGUCUGUUUAAAAUUACCCUAUUGCAGUAUAAUUUGCAAUGUUUAUUAAAACUUGGGCACCAGCACAACUCAGAAGAAAAAAAAAUUAAGAUGAAAUCUAACACAUUACAGAUGAAAUUCUUUUAUACAUUUUGAGUGCAUUACAUUAGGAAUAAUAAUAAUUUUCAAAGUAUUUGCUUUUCUAUAAAACAAAACCUUUGUGAGUUAAUUUAAUCACUGUUUAAUAAAGCUUUAAGGGAAUUUUAAUUUCAAUCUGAAAAAUUCAUUUACACUGGGCUUAGAAAAUCCUAUUUUAUCACACAAUGGUUUACACAUACACACAUCUUUAACCCUGCGGAGGUCGCGCGCAAAAAUUAACAUUAAUGGUCGUGCGCGGAAUAGGACUCCGCAACUGUGUUACACACAUAUUCAUGACAAUUUUUUGUUUCAUGUUAGGUAAAAUGAAAGGGAAAAAAAUCAAUAAAAGUUAUAGUUUGAUUUUACUAAUAUCUUAAAAAAUUAAUAAAAUAUUAAAGCAACAGUUUAAUAAACAUCUCUUCGCUAAUGUACCCCUUUGUCAUAAAACAUAAGAAAACAAAAACACAAAGUAAACCUACUUUAGUAGUGAAACAAUGGGUCAGCAUGAUUAUUAUGAUUCUAGUUAAAAAUUAACAUCUGAAAACAAUUUUCUAAUAUAGUUUUCCAUGACUAUAUUUCUCUUGAAAUUUUGUAUAACUCUUUAUCUGAUAUUCCACCACUUUGCAAUAAAACAUAUUCCGGAAGCAAAAGUAAGUAAAAAUGUUUUAGUUAGUAGUGCAAACAAUUUGUCAACAUGAUUACCUAUUACAAUGCCAGUAACAAAUUGGCAUCUGAGCAUAACUUUCUAAAAUAGUUUUUCAUUACCUACUACAUUUCUCUCGAAAUUCCCAAUAAUCAUUUCUUGAUAUUCUACCACUUUAGCAUAAAACAUCAUCAGGAAGCAAAAACACUAAGUAAAUCUGCUUUAGUGCAAAAAAAGUUGUCAUGAAUAUUACUUGACCAGUUACCAAUUUAUGCCUAAGCACAACUUUCUAAAAUAGUUUGAUUCACCACGUUUAUCUUGAAAUUUUAUUUAAAAAACUAGUUGAUGAAAAUUCAAACAGUUCACAAACUUACUGCGUCUGUAUACCUAUAAUAAUAAGCAAAACAAUAAUAUAAUUUAUGCAACAAAAAGAACACAUGAAACUGUAUUAUUUGCACAGAAUUUGUAAUCGGUGCUAUUUUAUGUGUAAGACACACUAUUCGAGCAAUCUGGGCAGUUUACAGAUCCUACAUGCUCAAGAGACACAAAUUUCUGACACGCAGCAUUGUGACACAUGUACUUCGUUGGCCGAUUUUUUGUUCGGUCACAAAGUUUACACCUCCCACGCCUUUGUUCAGUGUUUUCACGAGUGACAGGUGUCUCUUGUCGUGGAGCAUUCAACACUUCCUUCAAGCAAAGACUUAUAGUCUGAGGAAGACUUUUACAUACAAGCCUCGUAUGUAGGUGGUCUUUUAGAAGAGCUUUGGAUAAUGACUUCAAGAAGUCUUUCCUCGAAGAUUUUCGGCCCAAAUCUGUGCACUGAAUCAUGUAGGAGUUUAUUCCUGCAAUGUUUAGUAAUGCAAAGAAAAUUACCAAAGUCCAGCAUCGUGUUAUCCUUGCUACAUUGUUAAGUGAUUUCAUUUGAUCAACAGUAUCAACUCCCGAUUUUGUUGAAUUAUAAAAUGUGACUAUUUCAGGUUUGUCAGCUUUAUCAUCCAUAUCGUCACUAGCAUGCAUUAUAGGUAUGAGUAGUACAUUUUUAUUUAUUUUUGGUUUGUAUGAACACCAACGUAAUGUCUCUGUUGAAAGCAAAAAGACUGGACCCUAUUGGUCUAUCCUUCAUAUAUACUGUUAUCGAUGGUAGCUCUCUUUUAUUUUUCUUGAUUGUCCCAACUAGUGUAUUCUUUAGUAAAUCCAUGGCUAGGGGCACGGAUGUGAACCAGUUAUCACAAAUCAGAUUUUGUCCACUCUUUGCUAUGGGCGCUACCAUUCUCUUCACAAUAUCAUGCCCUGAGUUUGAUUGUGCUUAAGGACCUUCAGGUUGGUUGCCACAGUAUAUUUAUAAAUUUUUUGUAUAUGUAAUUUUGGCAUCGACUAAUGCAAAAAUUUUAAUACCAUACUUGACAGGUUUAGAAGGUAUAUACUGCCUAAAUCGGCAGCGACCACGAAAGGCCUCCAGCAUUUCAUCAACUGUGACAAACUCUGAUGGUGAAUAGUGUCUCUUACAGUUGUCAACAAAUCUGUCAAGUAUGGUUCGGACAGCAGCAAGUUUGUCAGUUUCGAGUCUUUCAUUUCUGGUUGAUUUAUUAUCGAAUCGCAAGGCUCUGAGCAGAAAUUUGAAUCUCGAUACACUCAUAGCCAAACAAAAGUAUUCAAUGCCAGUUCCAUCAGCAGAGGUCAUUGAGAUUUGUAUGUGAGGCUUUCAUUACACCCCCAAGGAAGAGUAAACCCAAGUAAGCUUUUACUUUAUGAAUAUUUGUUGUGUGUGUUUCACUUUCUCUAGAAUAACUGCCCUGUAAACACUCCAUAUACAAAUUUGUAAACUUCACUAUGUCAUCCAACAUGUUCUUGGUAAAAUAUAAAUCAAACACUUCCUCAUAAGUAACUCAAAAUCUUGCAUCACCCAAAGCACCUGGAAGAUGUAUCACAAUGUUGUGACACCCUUGUUGGCAGGUUCGACCUCUUCUUACUGGGCGGUCGUACCACUGUGUGUUGCCAUCUCUUCCACGAUAAGCAGCUUGUCUUGGAAAAUCAUCUUCACAAUCUGAUUGCUCCGUGUCUGUAGUAUGGGGACUUACCUGGAGAACAUCUUCGCAGCUGUCAUCACUACCUUCUACUUCAAACUCUGGGUCCUCCAUUUUUCAACAACAAAGUAAUAUUCAAGUCUCACAAAUGCUCGCGCGUGGACUCAGACGCCACCAGUCACAUUACACGCACGUACGUGCGCGGACUCAGACUCUGCACAUGACACGUGACCGCUCCUUGCGAUAGCUAAGAACGCACUGACUAGCACAUUUUACCACCCCUCCUGGUAGGGGAAGGUAGCCAGAUGGCUGACGCCGCAACAUGCAGAUAACAAAAGAAAAUGGAAAACAUAUAUAUAUAUGUGGAGUUUGAGCGCGCGCGCGACCUCUGCAGGGUUAAAGAAUAUGCAAAUGUAAAUAAAGUCAAAAAAAUCUUCAUUGGAAUCUGUAACAGAUCCAGUAGUUCGUAAAUGAAGGGAUCAUAUUAAAAACUGUUAGUGAGAUUUAAAAAAAAAAUCUUGUGUUAUUAACUACUCAAUUACCACCUCAGAUUUGUUACUAAUUGGAAUACAUUAGUUUUUUGCAAUAAUUUAAUUUAUAUCAGAAGCAUAAAACAAUGUAUGAAACUAGGUAAACAGUGUACUUUUAAUGAAUAGUUAUUGUUAUAAAUAUAUAGCAAAAUAAUAAACAUGUUUGAACAUUCUUGUUUACAGAACAUUAAUAACAAAAAUUCUGUCAAGAUAGCUCGCUUAGAGCCACAAAGUGCCAGCUCCCCAAGCACCGCAAAAAAUGAAAAUAAUGGUUGGGGCAGAAAAACAGAAAAGGAUGCUUCACUGACAUAUUCUACUACCGAAAAUCUAAGCAGAACAAUGCAGAUUUGUUAAUUAAAGUUGUUUGGGAACGUGACAAUGCUCAGCCAAGUUUGUACAUUUGCAAUCGUAAAAUAAAUAUGAGGAGGUUAAAUUUUAACUAUGUCCAUAGUACAGACAAGUUGGAAAUAAUAGAGUUUUGCAAAGGGGUACAUAUCAAAGAAAUAACCAGCAUGAACUCACCUCAAGUGUCAUUAAAAAUAUUAAGUAAUGCAACAAUAUGCAAUGGAAUUUUGUUUAGUCCAAAAUGUUGCUUUGUUUCAAAUGAAGUUUGCCUACACUGCAAAUGCUUCAAAACAUGACUAAUAAGUAAAUCUAAAGUUCCACAAAGAUGCUUUCUAACUAGAAAUGUGAAGCGUUCGGUACUAAAAGAAAGAUCUGCCAUUACAAUGAUAAUGCAAGAAACACCGAGAUUAUGCGAAAGUGAAAUCAGACAAUAAAUCAAUAUCGUCUUUUUUUGUAAACAGUGACGAUACGGAUGUUACGAAUGCAGAGUUGUUGUUCACUUCAUUUCUAGUUGAGCAUAAUAUCCCAUUAUCGGUCUCCAACCACGCAGGAAAUUUAUUUAGGGCUAUGUUUCCUGAUUCAAAGAUUGCGCAUAAAUAUGGUUGUGCUAGAACCAAGACGAAUGCAUUGGUUCAGCACAUGGCAAGUGAAUCAAAAAGAGUAAUAGUUUCUAUUUUGCAGCAGGUGCCGUUCUCGUUCGCAACUGAUGGGAGUACUGAUUCCAAUUCUGUGAAGCUGUACCCUUUGGUUGUUUCGUUUUUCAAGCCAGCUCGAGGUCAGGUAUCUGUUGUACUUUUGUCGGUUUUGGAAACUAGUGACAACACCGGGUUAGGAAUUUUUUCAGUUAUCAAUAAAGAGCUCUCUUCUCUCAGAAUUCCAUGGGAAAACUGCAUUGCAUUUGCUUCAGAUAAUGCAAACACAAUGACAGGUGAAACAAAAGGAGUAAUAUCCUUUGUAAAAGAACACCACCCUGCAGUUUUAAUGCAGUGCUGUUCAUGCCAUUUAGUACAUUUGGCAGCUCAGAAGGCAUCCUCACAUCUGUUAGUAAAUGUUGAAAACUUCUUAGUGCAACUAUUUUAUUACUUAGAAAAAAGCUCUAAGAGGAAGAAUACUUUGAAGGUGUACCAGGAAAUUUGUGGGAUGAAAAGUCACAAAAUUUUUAAGUAUGUAAGUACACGUUGGCUUUCGUUGCUUGAUUGUAUUACUCGGGUUGUAGAGCAGUGGGAAGCCUUACAAAUGUUGUUCUGUCAUGGUCCUCUUCUGAAAGUGGAUUCAUUAAAUAAACAGCAUUCAAUAUUGAGGUCAUUAAUGCAGGAUCCUGUCACAAAGCUGUACUGUUAUUUUUUACAGUCUGUUCUCCCAGUUUUUAAUUCUGUUAAUGUGUAUUUACAGCAGGAAGCCCCUGUCAUACACAUAUUGAGAAGAAAGUUUGUUGGUCUUCUGACAGACUUGCUUAUGAGGUUUAUCAAACCAUCUGCUCUGAAACUUGGAGCCACUUCAAUCACAGAGGUUGAAUUUCAGAAGGUUAAAAAUUAAAAGUCUGAUUCGGAGCUGGUGAUUGGUGUGAAAAUUAGGGCAUACUUACAGGAAAAGUCUGUAAAAGAUAUAGAUGUUAGAAAAUUCUAUUCUUCUGUGAGGGAAUUUUAUGUUGCAGCUUGUAUUUACAUUUUGAAAAAGUUUCCUCUUACUGACGCAUUCUUAAAACAUGCAGAGGUAGCUGACAUUUCUGUUAGGCAAGAUGUUUCAUUUACUCUGUAGAGUAUUUUGUCCAUAGAUUUCCAAAACUUAUAGAAGAAAGUCAGCGUGACAGGCUCGAAGAAGAGUUUGCAGCCCAUCGAUUCGAAAAUUUCACAGACGACAUUGUAAAUUGUUCAAGGUCUGAUUAAAGUUGGUGGAAAAUAAGUCAGUUGAAAAAUGAAAGUGGUCAAAUUAAAUACAGUGCCCUAGGUAAAGUAAUGUUUGCAUUAUUGAGUGUCCCUCAUAGCAAUGCCUCCACAAAGCGAAUUUUUAGUUCUGUGCGAAAAAAUCAUACUGAAUUUAGGCCGUCAUUGUCAACAGAGUCUCUUUCUGCACUUCUAAUUCAAAAAGUAAAGACUGCAUCAGAUGGGGAAGUGUGCUUCAAAAAACAUUUUUCCCAAAAACAGUUGCAAGCUGCAAAACAUGCAACGAAACAACAUCUGACUUCAAGAGUUUAAUGUUAGUGUAAAGCGUAUGACACAGACAACAUUAACAUUUUAUGUAAAGAGUGUAAUUCAUUUAAAAAUGCUGUUAUCAGUAUGCCUAUGCUGAAAAAUAUAGCUUAAUGUAUGUUCUGUAGUGUUAUUAACAAGGA